UCGCUUGUCUUGGCUCGGGCAGUCUGCAACAGCGCUGGGGCAAGCUGAGGCUUCGGUGCGAGGUUGGAGGCUGCAGCCAAGGAGGGAGGGUCUGUGUUCGGGGAAACUGAGGCCGAGAAGCGCUGCCAUGGCGGGUGUGCUGAGCAGGGACGCUCCGGACAUCGAGAAUAUCCUGGCUUUAAAUCCUCGAAUACAAACUCAUGCAACUCUGCGUUCCACCAUGGCCAAGAAACUAGACAAGAAACAUUGGAAAAGAAACUCUGAUAAGACCUGCUUUACCUGCGAGAAGCUGGAGAAUAAUUUUGAUGACAUCAAGCACACUACUCUUGGUGAGCGAGGCGCUCUCCGAGAAGCAAUGAGAUGCUUGAAGUGUGCAGACGCCCCCUGCCAGAAGAGCUGUCCCACAAACCUUGAUGUUAAGUCAUUCGUCACAAGCAUUGCCAACAAGAAUUAUCAUGGUGCCGCUAAGCUGAUUUUUUCUGAUAAUCCUCUUGGUCUUACUUGUGGAAUGGUUUGUCCAACAUCUGAUCUCUGUGUGGGAGGAUGCAACUUGUAUGCUACUGAAGAGGGACUUAAUAUUGGUGGGCUGCAGCAGUUUGCUACUGAGGUGUUCAAAGCAAUGAACAUCCCACAGAUCAGAAGCCCUUCACUGCCUCCCCCAGAACAGAUGCCGGAAGCUUACUCGGCAAAAAUUGCGCUUUUUGGUGCCGGGCCUGCGAGUAUAAGCUGCGCUUCCUUUUUGGCUCGUUUAGGCUAUUCCAACAUCACCAUAUUUGAAAAACAAGAAUAUGUUGGGGGUUUAAGCACUUCUGAAAUCCCUCAGUUUCGGCUGCCGUACGAUGUCGUGAAUUUUGAGAUUGAGCUUAUGAAAGACCUUGGUGUAAAGAUAAUUUGUGGUAAAAGCCUUUCUACAGAUGAAAUGACUCUUAAUACUUUAAAAGAAAAUGGCUACAAAGCUGCUUUCAUUGGAAUAGGCUUGCCAGAACCCCAAAAAGACCACAUUUUCCAAGGCCUGACACAAGACCACGGAUUUUACACAUCUAAAGAUUUUCUGCCACUUGUCGCCAAAGGCAGUAAAACAGGAAUGUGCGCCUGUCACUCUCCAUUGCCAUCCAUACGGGGAGCCGUGAUUGUACUCGGAGCUGGAGAUACUGCCUUUGACUGUGCGACAUCCGCUCUGCGCUGUGGAGCCCGUCGUGUGUUCAUCGUCUUCAGAAAAGGCUUUGUUAAUAUUCGAGCUGUUCCAGAGGAGAUGGAGCUGGCUAAGGAAGAAAAAUGUGAGUUUUUGCCUUUCCUUUCUCCACGGAAGGUUAUAGUCAAAGAUGGAAAAAUUGUGGCAAUGCAAUUUGUUCGGACUGAGCAAGAUGAAACCGGAAAGUGGAUUGAAGAUGAAGAGCAGAUAGUCCGCCUGAAGGCUGAUGUGGUUGUUAGUGCCUUUGGUUCUGUCCUGAGUGAUCCCAAAGUGAAAGAAGCCUUGAAUCCCAUCAGGUUUAACAGAUGGGGUCUCCCAGAAGUGAAUCCAGAAACCAUGCAAACCAGUGAGCCAUGGGUAUUUGCAGGUGGUGAUGUUGUGGGUGUGGCUAACACCACAGUGGAAUCUGUGAAUGAUGGAAAACAAGCUUCUUGGUACAUUCACAAGUACAUACAGGCACAAUAUGGAACGUUGGUGUCUGCCCAGCCAGAACUACCCCUGUUUUAUACUCCUAUUGACCUAGUGGACAUCAGUGUCGAAAUGGCAGGAUUAAGGUUUCCCAAUCCUUUCGGCCUUGCUAGUGCGACACCAGCCACAAGCACACCAAUGAUUCGAAGAGCCUUUGAAGCUGGAUGGGGUUUUGCUCUGACCAAAACUUUCUCUCUUGAUAAGGAUAUUGUGACAAACGUCUCACCCAGAAUCAUCCGGGGGACCACCUCUGGCCCUAUGUAUGGCCCAGGACAAAGCUCCUUCCUCAACAUUGAGCUCAUCAGUGAGAAAACAGCUGCAUAUUGGUGUCACAGUGUCACAGAACUAAAGGCUGACUUCCCGGACAAUAUCCUGAUCGCCAGCAUCAUGUGCAGUUACAACAAAAGCGACUGGAUGGAACUCUCCAAAAUGGCUGAGGCUUCAGGAGCAGAUGCCCUGGAGUUAAAUUUAUCGUGUCCACACGGCAUGGGGGAGAGAGGGAUGGGCCUGGCUUGUGGGCAGGAUCCAGAGCUGGUGAGGAACAUCUGUCGCUGGGUUAGGCAAGCUGUUCGGGUUCCGUUUUUUGCCAAGUUGACCCCAAAUGUCACGGAUAUCGUCAGCAUUGCAAAAGCAGCAAAAGAAGGUGGUGCAGAUGGCGUUACAGCCACCAAUACUGUCUCAGGCCUCAUGGGAUUGAAAGCUGAUGGUACACCUUGGCCUGCUGUGGGCAUUGGAAAGAGGACCACAUAUGGAGGAGUAUCAGGAACUGCCAUCAGACCUAUUGCUUUGAGAGCUGUGACUGCCAUUGCCCGUGCUCUGCCUGGCUUUCCUGUUUUGGCCACAGGUGGGAUUGACUCAGCUGAAAGUGGACUUCAGUUUCUUCAUAGUGGUGCAUCAGUACUUCAGGUCUGCAGUGCUAUUCAGAAUCAGGACUUCACUGUGAUUGAAGACUACUGCACUGGCCUCAAAGCCCUGCUUUAUCUGAAGAGCAUUGAAGAGUUAGUCGACUGGGAUGGGCAGAGUCCAGCCAUUAGGAGUCAUCAGAAAGGGAAACCAGUUCCACGUAUUGCUGAGCUUAUGGGACAGAAACUGCCCAGUUUUGGACCUUACCUUGAACAACGCAAGAAAAUCAUAGCAGCGAGUAAAAUCAGACAGAAAGAUCAAAAUGGAGCUUGUUCACCACUCCAGAGAAAGCACUUCAUCCCCCAAAAGCCCAUUCCUGCAGUCAAGGAUGUAAUUGGAAAAGCACUGCAAUACCUGGGAACGUUUGCUGAGCUGAGCAGCACGGAGCACGUUGUGGCCCUGAUCAGUGAGGAAAUGUGCAUCAACUGCGGCAAAUGUUAUAUGACCUGUAAUGACUCCGGCUACCAGGCUAUCCAGUUUGAUCCGGAAACUCACCUGCCCACUGUUAACGACACGUGUACAGGCUGCACUCUCUGCCUCAGCGUCUGUCCUAUUAUGGACUGUAUCAGGAUGGUUUCCAGGGCAACACCUUAUGAACCAAAGAGAGGCCUGCCAUUAACCGUGAAGCCAGUGUGUUAGGGUGAUUGGGAAGACAGUUGCUAUGAUCUUUGAUGUUAGCAACACAGGCUGAUCUUUAAAAACAGUAGUAUUGUAAUCACUGUGG
Messenger RNA from Acomys russatus (golden spiny mouse), 3287 nucleotides. RefSeq names its product dihydropyrimidine dehydrogenase (gene Dpyd). Gene Ontology annotation, cellular component: cytoplasm; cytosol. NCBI's taxonomy places the organism in Eukaryota, Metazoa, Chordata, Mammalia, Rodentia, Muridae. The record is from RefSeq and is a predicted model, not a curated record. Gene Ontology annotation, molecular function: NADP binding; iron-sulfur cluster binding; uracil binding. Gene Ontology annotation, biological process: uracil catabolic process; thymine catabolic process.